Molecule: messenger RNA, 1361 nt
Organism: Cryptotermes secundus
Lineage: Eukaryota; Metazoa; Arthropoda; Insecta; Blattodea; Kalotermitidae
Product: alpha-aspartyl dipeptidase
Exons: 4
Coding region: 859-1191 (110 amino acids)
Biological process (GO): proteolysis
Molecular function (GO): serine-type peptidase activity
Source: RefSeq, a predicted model, not a curated record
AACAGCAGCAUAGGCUGGAAUAGUAGGAUGAUUAUGAAUGGCAACUUGAGAAAGCAGCAGACUUAGCCUUUUUAUAAUUUUAAAGUGUUAGCUCAGGAAAGACAAGAAAAUCACAUUGUGACUUUGGGUAAUUAGUCUUUAGGCUAAAAGAGGCAUUAAAGAAUUUCCUGACUGCCAACUCUUUCUACACUGUGGAGGAAUACUGUUGUUAUAAAUAAGAAUUUUGAAAUUUGAAUAUAUCUAAAGUAUUGAAAUUGCUGAUUUUAUGAGUGUAAAUUUUUAUUAUUUUGAUUGUAAAAUAUCAACUUUAUGUUUUUAAAUGUACAGUUUUGUGUAUAAAUACUGUGACUGUCUUGCAUGUUUUUAUAAUUUGUCAGAUCAUGUAUAAGCAAAUUUAUUGUGUUGACUGGUUUCAAUCGUUUUUGAAAACUGUGCAUGUAAGGGACUUGUUCCACAUCCAGUAGCAUUCUAGCCCCUCUGGAUCUAUGGAAUUGGAAAUAAAUAUGAAUGAAUAUGAAUAUGAAUAGAAGAACUUUAAUGUGGACCCUAGAUCUCUCAUAGCAUGACAUUUUGUUUACUUCCAUAUUCUUGAAUGGGAAGUAACCAACUUCUGUAUGUUGUACAGUUAUAUUUCUAGGUUACAAAGUAAACAGUAUCCACACCUCAGAAGAUCGUGUUCAGGCUGUUGAAGAAGCAGAAGCAUUUAUUUGUGGGUUGUGGUAACACAUUCCAACUCCUGAAGGCAUUGUAUGACUUUAAGAUAAUUGAUCCAAUCAGAAAGCGUGUUCUAGAGGAAAUAUUUAUGGAAACAGCGCAGGCUCUAAUGUGGCAACUGUCAGUAUUUGUAUAACAAUUGAUAUGCCUGUUGUACGUCCACCCAGCUUCACAGCUCUUGGGCUUAUUCCUUUCAGCAUCAACCCUCACUAUUUGGAUGACAAUCCUACAACACAUAUGGGCGAAACGCGGGAACAAAGAAUUGAACAGUAUCAUAGUAUUCCUGGAGCUCCUCCUGUGGUGGGUUUGCGAGAAGGAAUCCUACUGCAUAUUGAAGGAGAUAAAAUAACACUCGUAGGGAAGUGUGGUGCACGUAUAUUUUCAGCCUACCCUCCAUAUCUGGAGAACAUCUCCUCCAUCGACAACCUGAGGACAUGCCAUGCCAUGGUGACAAGGGACCUACCUAAUGUGGGGUGAUGGGAUGUUGGAGAAAACUACACAAUGAGGAGCUUCAUAGCUCGUACUCUUCACCAAGUAUAAUUAGAAUGAUCAAGUCAAGGAAGAUGACAUGGGCAGGGCUUGUGGCACGAAAUUGAGUGAAGAAGAAUGCAUAUAGUAUUUUGGUGGGAAAGCCAGAAGGAAGGAGA